This is a messenger RNA of Jaminaea rosea, 655 nucleotides long. RefSeq lists its product as hypothetical. Bases 199 to 567 code for a protein of 122 amino acids. The transcript has a single exon. Lineage: Eukaryota; Fungi; Basidiomycota; Exobasidiomycetes; Microstromatales. The record is from RefSeq and is a predicted model, not a curated record.
CGGGCGGGACGUGGCAGCGAAAUGACUUCAGCAGGGGUACAUAGCCAGGCAAGGAGAAGAGAUGGAUAGUCGAUUCAAUGACCUUGGUGAGCCCAGCUGCGCGGCCAGCUUGCCCACUCGAGCAGGCAAGUGCUAGUGUCACAGACCGGGUCCUUUGCGUACAGCGAGACAAGUCUGGCACAGCUGCCCGAGUUGGGUAUGGUGAGCUCGGCGAAACAAGGGUCACCCAGGCUGGCGACGGUCACGCUCCUCAUUGAGGGGAGCUCGGUGCGUGUUCGCGCCCGUCGGACCGAAGAUUGGCAUUCCUUCGUAUCAUUCUACGAUGCAAGCGGGUCGUGGAACCAUGGAACGUCGGGCCGUGAAGGUAGACGCGAGAGAGCGGUGACCCUGCUCAGACAUCGCUCACCGCCAAGCAUGACACCUCGGCCCAUUGAUGUAAGAGCGAUGCUCGCCCACUUGACGACGGGGAAAAGACGGCUCGUGGUAACGAGUCCAUGUACGCGAGGGAUGCUGGGGAAGUCGGGGGGCGAAGUGAGGGCCGUGCACGAUAUUCAAUCGCUUCGAUGAACCGCCUGUCGUCAUUGAGUCUGUCAAUCCAAGCUGAAGGCCGCUGCGAGGCUGAUCGAGUCGACCAAAUGCCGGCGGUGAGUGACAG